CCGCACGAAGUCAGUAAACAACUGUUUUUGAAUUUUCAUACACCAAAGAGAAAAGGGGCAAAGGAAAAUGAGAAGGCGCCCCCGUCUGGCCUCUGUGUGUCGUUUUCCCUCUGCAAUUUCCAUCCACGUCUAAUCUCUCCUCUCGCUGGCCACCUCUUCUUUUCUGUUUCACUCCUCCUUGGUAUGGCCUGCAGAUAAUACGGCGACGGGCAUUCUUCUCCCUCGCCUCCCCAUCAAAAUCCCCUUGGUCAGAACGACGCGACCCUUCUCCUCAUCCUGAGAUAAGUGAGCGCAAUGCCUCCCGAUUGGUUGCGCCUUCUUCGGAUGUCUGAUGUUCUUCUUCUCUUGUCAAGUUCGUCGUAGUCAUCUUGUGGGGCUUUUUCCUCCUUUUGGUGGGUAUGUGGAGGUUUUUGGUGAUGGGUUUUGUGCUUUUUCGGAGUUUGGUUGAAUUUUUUUAAUCUUAUAAGCAUUUGGUCUUUCUGGGUACGAUGGUUUUUUAUGGGAAUGUGGAUUGAAGGAUGAAUUAGCAUCUGGGUUUGUUUGGGUGAGUAAAAAAUGGAUAUGUUGGUAGUUGCAGCAGCAGCAGGGGCUGGUUGUCUGGCCAAGUAUUGGCAGGAUGUGCUCGGCGACAGAGGAAUAAGAUCUGGAGCUUCCGGCGAUGCCUUUGCUCAAUCCGGCGGCAAUUCAGGCAUUAAUGGUUCGGGAUUCUCGUCGUCAACGAAUGAAGGGCACAGUCAGAAGAGGGUGGUUAGUUCUGAAGAGAACUCCCUAUUAAGUAGGCGAACUCAGAGACGGUUUGGUGAUCCUAGCGGAGAACCAGAAUCAUUGGCCAGUUUAGACGUCCACCAACAUGUAGGGACACUAAGUUGGCUUCCCGAUUUAGAGAAAGGAGGCGAUUGCAGGAACCGUGUUGGCAGUGGAGAUGGUAGUGAUCAUGUCUCACAAGAGUUCGCAUCAACGAGUGGAUUGAAUAUCGAGCCAUUGAUGACAAGGGUGAGGCGUGAAGGGUAUGGCAGCUCUCACUUACCAGGUUCACAGUCAAAGGAUGGAGACGGAUGUGAAGAACUGAAUGAUGGCCACAAUGCACUCGACAAAUCAGGCAGAUAUGGUCCAGAUCUUGAUGAGACGGAAAAUGUGCUGUCCAACGAGUUCUCACCUAGAAUAUCUGAUGGACGACAUAGAUUCUGUAGGAAUAGAAGUUUACUCCAGAGGAGAUGGUCUCAUGGAUAUUCUAUGAAGCCAAUGACAGCCCUUGAGAGUUGUCUGGUUGCUCAAUUGUAUAGGGAACCUGUUGAAAUGGAAGAAUAUGUCUUCAGCUCACCACGUUCGCCAUCUGCGGGAGUUUUACGACCCUUUAUUGUAACCAAGGAUAAUCAAAUUUUCAGUAGCACAGCAGAAAAUGAUCAGCAGCAUCUACGUCUCCCUAGUGGUCUAUGUGCAGAUCGGUUAGGGUAUGGUUCUGAAUUGCUGGAUAAUGGCCAUACUUUGACUGGAAUUCCGCCUCUUCCGGCUGCAGGGUCAAAGGAUUCACAAAGAAAAGAAAAGCAACAGAGGAAGAAGGUUCUCCAUGGAGAAGUGAAUGCUUCAAGUGCUACGCAUUCUAAAAAGGAUUUACGUUCACAAGGGUCAAUUGAUGCAGUUCUUCUCUUUUGUUUUGGAAUUGGUGUUGGUGUGAUGUCAACAAUUUUAUCAAGCAAGCGUGAAGUGAAUAAGCUGAAUGAGUUGCUAAAGCAAACAGAAAACUUGGUUCAGGAUUUGCAAGAGGAGCUUGAAAUGAAAGACUCGUUAACCGUAAAAGAGUUGGCUAGUGAACCAUGCAUAUCCCCUGAAAGAACUUCUCGCAAGUGUAGUAUCAAAAAAGCUACAAAGUCUUCCACAAGCAAGGAACCAGAUGAAUGUUGUGAUCACAUUGAAGACGAGAUAGAUAUGCCAAAGACGGCUGAUUCCGAGUCUAUGAGUAAAAUUGAGGCAGAACUUGAAGCAGAACUGGAGAGACUUGAACUGAAUAUGUCAGGUUUUGGUCAUAAAAGAAGGCUCUCUGGUCUCAGUGAGCUUGAUCCAGAUUGCAUGGUAGAUAUUGUUCAAGGAGAGCUCCGGGCAGAUGUAGUCGCAGGAGAACGUAGCUCAGAGGAGUCAAAUCUUGACGCAUCAAGCUCGACUUCCACACCCAUGCAUAGAUCUGACUAUGCAGUUUCUCCUAGAGAGCUCAGCCUCCGACUUCACCAAGUCAUUCAAUCAAGACUUGAGGAACGGAUCGCAGAACUGGAAACUGCACUGCAACACAGCCAGAAACGGCUAGAUGCUGUAGAAAACCAGGAGAGCAGAUCUCUACAAUUACAGGCAGGGUUCUCAAGCAGUGAUAUCUCGCCCACGCCUUUCGAGAGCCCCACAAUAUGGACCUACCAGGCACAAGAGCGGCUGGAUUUUGCAGCUUCGAGCACCAAAUCGGCGACAGAUGAAGAAGACCACAACAGUUCUGUCCGGCCUCUCCGCCUGAAUCUGUCCGGAGAUGCUCUCGACGCUUAUAAUGAUGCUUUCGAUGAAUUCAUAAAGAUGGCAGAAUCGGAGAGACAAGGCACACAAAUGAGAGAUGCUGUCUUGCAGGAAGCCCCAAAUCUGAACGGGUUGACAGACCUCCAUGAAAGUUGGCCAGACGUGGAAGAACAAGACGAGGAAGAUAGCAAGCUGCUAAUCAAGCAUAUAUUGGAAAAGAACAAGGGCAAGCUCUCAGCAAAAGAAGCCCGAAAGAUGCUCCUCUCAUUUGAAGACAUGUCAUCGGAAUAGCAAUUUUGUAUUAGAAGGGAAUGAACAGCAAAGAAAGAGAAAACAUUAAUGAGAAAGUUCUUGCAUCAAUUUUUUGUUUAA
Nymphaea colorata (pocket water lily) is the source of this 2865-nucleotide messenger RNA. RefSeq lists its product as uncharacterized. The record is from RefSeq and is a predicted model, not a curated record. Bases 556 to 2784 code for a protein of 742 amino acids. Gene Ontology annotation, biological process: asymmetric cell division. The transcript is spliced from 3 exons. NCBI's taxonomy places the organism in Eukaryota, Viridiplantae, Streptophyta, Magnoliopsida, Nymphaeales, Nymphaeaceae.